Aspergillus wentii DTO 134E9 is the source of this 1099-nucleotide messenger RNA. RefSeq lists its product as uncharacterized. The transcript is spliced from 2 exons. The coding region runs from base 183 to 767 and encodes 194 amino acids. Lineage: Eukaryota; Fungi; Ascomycota; Eurotiomycetes; Eurotiales; Aspergillaceae. The record is from RefSeq and is a predicted model, not a curated record.
CUCAAGCGUAUACCUUAUCAGUCUUAGGUUCGAAGGACAAGCCUUACCUCGAUUUUGUUUUAUCUCCUUCUAUCCAUCACCCUAUUUAUUGGCAUAAGCCAUUUCGCUGUGCAAUUUCUAGCGAUAAAAAGAAAUUUUUUGCCGUUUGACUACCGUUGCCUAUCAAACGAAACUUACGUGCCAUGGACAGGAAUGGAGACAUAGCAAUAUGCCCUUUUUGCCCUUUUUCUGAUCCUGAAACCAAUUUUGUUGAGGAGCAUAUCGAAUACUGUCACCCUGAAAAUAGUACACAGUCCAAGGCUGGCCAUAGUGUGUCUCCUGAGAAUCUGCAUGGAGCAAACUAUGAGCACCAGCAAUUACAGCCAUCAAUUGAAGAAGACCACAUGGGCAAAUAUGUCGAUUGCCCCCAUGGUUGUGGGGAAGUAGUGGUAAAUGUCGAACUUUCAACUCAUCUUGACUUGCAUUUUGCAGAGGGAAUUGCGCUUGACAAUGCAGAUAUCACCCAGACAGAACCGAGCGGCUCGGGAACGGUCGCGCCCGAUUCUGAUGAAUCUCCUGAUGAUGAAACUAUACUAUCAUCGUAUAAAUCUUCAGCUAAGGGGCAUCAAAAAAAGGGCGAAUCCCCGCAGUACGAAUUGAGAAAGGGCAACGGAGCUCGUCUCCCCAAUAGCACACCAGCUGGCGACAUCAAGAGGCUUGGGGUAUUGUUUUCGAACGUGCGGAGCUGGGGCCUCAUGCCCACGAGAAGCGAAUGCCAUCAUGGCUGAGGCGAAUGCUAGAAAAGGGUGCCAAAACCACACAGUCCAAUCGAAUUACUUCGGACGGUAUGCUUUCGAGACAUGAAACGGUUGAGAAUGAGACUACUGGAAUUAUCCCAGUACUUGCCCAGCUCUGUGAGCAGGAUAAGUCUAUCCAACGUGCUUUCUUCUGUAGCCCCAAAGUCAGUCAUAUUUUCAAAAUGCCCAGAGAGGGCGGGUUUUGUGGCUAUAGGAACAUCCAAAUGCUUGUCUCCUACAUCCAAGGAUCCCAGUCCACGGGGCAUGAGCAGUUUUCUGGAAAGUUACCAACAAUUUUGGAAUUGCAAGAUAUGAUAGAAAAG